AUGCGGCCCCACUGCUGGGCGAUGGUAGCGCUGGCGGGCAUCAUGUCGUACCUCAGCCCGGAGAGAGCCCUCGGAGCUCCGCAGAGGGAAGGUGAGCGGAGCCGGAGGAGAGCAGGAGGAGGAGGAGGAGGAGGAGGAGGAGGAGGAGGAGGGAGAGGAAGGGGAGGAGGGGGGAGGGUUGAAAACAUGUCAGUGAUGCUGGGAGAAGGAGACGACACGGGGAUGGAGUCAGGGAUGAAAAGGCCUCCCCUCGCUGGGACCAGGGCUGCAUCCCUCUCUCCUCCACCCUACGUCGUCAUCAUCAUAUCUUGCUCGGGGCUCGUCUCCUUUGUUCUGCUGCUCCUCACCUGUCUGUGCUGUAAAAGAGGAGGAGUGGGGUUCAAUGAGUUUGACAACGCAGAUGGGGAGGAGUGCUCUGGGGGUUCCAGUCCCAUCCAGGAGGACAGCCUGUCAUCAUGUCCCUCCCUCCCCGAGGUGUACACCCUGCCUGUUAGAGACCGGACCAACUGCCCCGCCCUGCAGGAUGGAGCAGACUCCAAAUCUAAGGUCUUCAAAAGACACGCUUUGAAUUACCUUCAGGAGAUAGGGAAUGGCUGGUUUGGAAAAGUGAUCCUGGCUGAAGUGCUGUGUGACUCCAGCUCCUAUCAGGCUGUGGUCAAGGAGCUGCGUGUCAGCGCCAGCCCCCUGGAGCAGAGGAAGUUCCUGGCUGAAUCUGAGCCGUACAGGAGCUUAAAGCACCCCAACAUCCUUCAGUGUUUGGGCCAAUGCAGUGAGAACAUCCCGUUCCUUCUGGUUAUGGAGUUCUGUCAACUGGGUGACUUGAAGAGGUAUCUGAGAGCCCAGCGCAAGUCAGAUGGGAUGACUCCCGACCUGCCAACCAGGGACCUCCUGACUCUUCAGAGAAUGGCUUUUGAGAUCACCUCGGGCCUGCUGCAUCUACAUGAAAACAACUACAUCCACAGUGAUCUGGCUUUGAGAAACUGUCUGCUGACCUCAGACCUCACUGUUCGGAUAGGGGACUAUGGUCUCUCGCAUAAUCAUUACAAGGAGGACUAUUACCUAACUCCUGACAAGCUUUGGAUCCCACUGCGCUGGAUUUCUCCUGAGCUGCUGGAAGAGUACAGGGGAUCUAUCAUUGUUACUGAUCAAACCAAGACCAGCAACGUGUGGUCGUUGGGGGUGGUGAUAUGGGAGCUGUUUGAGUUUGGUUCUCAGCCCCACAGACACCUGAGUGAUGAAGAGGUGCUGACCUUUGUCAUCAGAGAGCGACAGAUCACUCUGGCCCAGCCAAGACUCAAACUCUCCCAUGCUGAUUACUGGUCAGUAUGAGAUCAUGCAGUCCUGCUGGCUACCGGCAUCACAGCGCCCCUCUGUAGCAGAAAUAUUCCUCCUCCUUUCUUCCCUUCUGGCUGCUGAGCGAGGGAUCGCAAGAGGAAGCGUCAGUGAAGAAGAUGAAGAGGAUGAGGAAUAUGAGGAGGGCAGGGGAAGGAGAGGGGAGAGCGAUGAGUCCUUUGAAAGACGUUGGGACCUACUUCGUCCACCUGCUUUUCAGGCUGCAGCAAACGAGCGGCGCAGGGACAGAGAGUACAGCAGGGAGGGCAGAGACAGCUCCUACCCCCUGCUGGACCCUGUGGGGAACUGUAUCACGCCCUCCUCGUCUGAACUGGAUGACAUCCUGACAGUUACGGAAACCAGCAAAGGCUUGAACUUUGAGUACUUCUGGGAGAAGGCCCAUGCCAGACGGGGUUACAAACCUCUUCCUCCUCCUCAGCCCAUCCCGACUGUGAAUAAUAACCACAGACAGUCUUUGGACACUCCCACGGUAGUGCCAGUGAUAAGCGCCCGCAGCCCCUCACUGGCCAGCGAGUACUACAUCAGACUAGAGGAGCACACGCCCCAAGACAAGUCGCCGACCCUCAAAGCGAAGUCACAAUUCACUUCCCGCUCCAACUCGGUUUGCCCAGGAGACGUGGAGCUUGUGGAGAUCCGCAGUGGAAUGCUGGGAAAAGAGCGAAUCCCUUAUUCUUCUGAUAAGAGCCUCCAGACAGUCCGAUCGAGUGAGGUCCAACUCCAGGUGCCCAACAUGGGUGUGGCUGAGUUUAGAGACACUUCAAGCAGAGUGACUGACUUCUCAGUGGUGGAUUUGGGGGAUGAUGAUGAGCUGGAGAAGAGGAAGAACAAUGAGGAGGAUAAAAGAUUCUCAUCAGCUUCUCAGGCUCCAGUCCUCCCUCCAAAGCCUCGCUCCAUGUCCAUGUCAUCAGCUAACCACCUGCACACGCGCCCACUCCCCGCCCCUCCACUCGGUUACAGAGGACUGCCUCACUACACCAUCGGUGGAAAAAUUGAAACAGAUCCCCAUCACAUGGGCACCUGCCCUUCAGCCUUCGAUCACCUGGCUCUCCAUCGGCCCCGACAGACUCUCCCACCUUCUCCGUCCCUGUCUCCCUCCAUCCCCCCAUCCAGACAUCCAAUUUACCCUCAACAUCCUCCACCUCUCCCGCCCCACUCCAAGCAUCAGCAAAAUGUCCCCAACUAUUGCACGGCUGAUGCUUUUUCCAGAUAUAGUAAGCCGCAGAUUCAGAGAGCCAACAGAGACCAGUUAACCUGUGACAUGUCUGACAGAGAGCGUGACCCCAGGAAUGUGGCGUCACUGCACACCUGCAAGGACACCUCUCAGUCCCGCACAAAAGACUUUGAGUCUCCGAUUCGUAGAGAAAACCCUUUGCGUCCUAUUUAUCGGAAUCUACCCCGCCCUCAGCCCACAGACCCCCAGAUUGACAGGCAGUCAUCAUCGAGUCCCACCUACUCCGAUGAGGACGACUCUCCUUUCAUGUCCCCAGAGAUACACAGCAGCAGGACAACUGUCACCCACUCCAGCCUAUCAGAAGACGCAGACCCAACCAGCACGGAGUUCUUCUCCAGGGGAAUGAAAAGGACUCAGUCGCGUCUCGACACAAUCCUGCCCGCUAUUUGGAAGGAAGACGCCGAACUGCAAGCCGAGCGUGUUGAUGCAGCCAAGAAGUCCCCCAUGCAUCUGUUUCUGACAGAGAUCUCAAGCGUGACAGAGUCAAGUGAGGCAAAGCCAGAGGCGUCAUGGGACAGGGAAAAGGAGAAGAGCAAGGAUGGGGAGAGAUGGGGGAACUUUGUGCUGCCGAGCAAAGGAAUGCGCCGGUCCCGGUCGCUGAUCACUGAGCUGGGCUCUGCUGGACACUCCUGGGGACAGGAGAGACACAUCAAGAGAGCUGAGGAAGACAGUCCAGUCGGCAGGGACUCAUUCGCAGGGGAGCUUUUCCUCACAGAGAUCGACACAGGGAGAAUGGACUUGGAUAUGGAUGGGCGUUCAGAAAGGGAUCCUGUAAAAUACCUCUAUCCUGCAGGGUCCAGGAUGCGGCCCUACGUCUGCACUCCAGGCCUCCCCUUAUACAUGGAGACUGAGGAGGCCUUCUCAAAAGGUAUGCGGAGAUCCCGGUCUCUGGUAUCUGAGAUCACUGUUGAGAAGAAAGAUUCUGAAGCAAAUUUGAAUGAGAAAACGCCAAGGAAGACUGAAAUGACCAGGGAAGAGUUCCUGAAAGAGAUCCAAUCAGCAGAAACCUUUCUGACUGAAAUUAUGUCGAGACAAAAUGCUACCACAAACAAGAAGGAACCAGAUUCGUCGUACUCGCCAACUCCUCUGUCCCCUGAAUAUGAGUCCAUAUGCAUUGACCCAAAUUCUGCCCAGACCAUCAGGUUCCAGUCAGAGAGCUCGAUACGAGCAUCCAACAAAGGCAAAGAUGAUGCACAAACUGAAGCAAUCUAUGCCCAAGUCACCAAGCGAGCAAAGAAAAGUGAAAUCAAAGUUUCCAUUAGACCUGAGAUUCCAAUUCUUCACAUAGGAUCCAAUAAAAAGACGCUUGCGCCAGACAGCAAAGGAAACAAUGCCUCGCACUGCCAAUCUGGUGAGUUCAUGUUUUCAGAGAUAAUGCCCAAAAAUGGUUUAUUACACAACCAAACUCUUGAAUGUGAAAAAGAGGAGGAGAGUUCAGAUGGCCCUGCCUUACCUGCCAGAGGGGAGCAGACAGAUUUGUCAGAGCUCUCCGUCUCUGAAUCCACUGAGAGUGGGACAGAGCCCAACACUGUGAUACUGCGUGAUAACAAAUCAUUCAUUACAAACGCAUCUGAGAAGGCCGAUGUUAUAGGGAACGGUGUGAUAAUACAAAACAUGCAGGAUCGAAGCCCCGACAGCAGACUUCCAAUACAAGAAAAGUCAGAAAAGACAUCAUGUAACCCUGAGAAAACAGUUGAUUUGAAGGACCCUGAGAAUAGAUUUGCAGACAGAAGUGAAGAAAAUUCCUCUCAAAACAUCGACAAGGACCAAGAAAAGCGCUGUCACACCCAAGAUGAACCCAUUCCUGCAGCCACUCCAACCACUCCAGAGUGGGACCCGUCUUCUGAUGCCUCCCUCAUCACUCCUGAUUCAGCCCUGUCACCUUUAACUUCCAGCUCAGCAGACUGCCUCACGCCCAGUGACUCAUGGACAGGAGGAGGAGUGGGAAGCGGUGGGUGGCGGGCUCUGGGAAACGAAACGCCACAUCGAGACUCCGCCUAUUUCUCAGACAGCGACUGGGAAGGCGACGGGAUGAACAGAAGGAGUAGCGAAGGGCUUAUUGCCUCCAGGCCGAGCAGCAGUCGAGGGGGUGAACGGGGAAUUCUGACCGGGAUAGAGGAGAAAACCGAGGAAGAGGCAGAGAUGGGAGAAAAGAGCCCAAAGCAAAAUAGUUUGUCAGAGAAAAGAACUGAAAUUGGAGAAGAGGGGGUGAUUGAAAAUUGGGGAAAGAAUGACGUGAAGUAUCAAAACACUCCUGAAAAGGACAUCUCUCAUUCAGACAAUGACAAAGAUAUUUUAAACAAAGGGCUGAAGUCUGUACAGAGAGACGAUUCAGGUAUCUUUCACAACGAGAGUAAAAGUUCAGAACUGCUGUGCAGUGCUCCAGAUGUCAAGGGCUGUGUUGACUUAAUUGAUAAGCUGUUUUCCAAAUUAGAUGAUGAGCCACUUAAAGGGCUCUCCCACAACAGUGGCUUCGUCAUAGACAGCCACUACACCGAUGGCAUCAUUUCUAAGAUGACAGAGAGCAAAAAACAGAACUCUGAAGACUUAAAUCUACAUUCCAAGGGCCCAGCUGAAACAAGUAGUUUGAUCACGUUCUCAUCUGCAAACCAGUCACAGGAUUACAGGUUCACGCCGAGCAGCAAAGAUUAUGCAAACGUUGCAGAGACAGAUCGUGAUCUUGCUUCAGUGACAUCCCAGAAAUAUGUCAAGCCAUCUCAAGAUGACAACACAGAGUUCAGAUUGCCUGAAACACGUGACAUUCAAGCUGGUGAUGAAACCCAGUCAAAAGGCGACGGGGCGCCUUCGGAUGAGCAAUCGGGCGGCCUGACCUGUCUGUGGGCCGAGCAGGGCGCUGAGGAGCCUGAAAAAUGUGAGGAGAGGGUCGGUCUGGAUCAGAACGAGCUGGGUCUGAGACACCUUCACUCCUCGGACGGCAGAGAGGAUGAGAGGGGCAGGAUGGAGGCCGAGGCGCACCCAGCUCCUGCAGAGCUGAGAAACGCCCCGAAGGAAAAGCCUCCCCUGAGAGGAGGAGCAGCUCCAAACAGCUCGGCUGAAAAUGCGGAUGAGGAGUCCUGUGAGAGGGUGGAUGUGAUGACCGAAGACUUACUGAGUGCUCUGGAGGAGGAUGAGGAAAGGCCGCGAUGCGGCGUGGUCAGGGGCGAGCUCGACUGUCACCGCUUGACGUUUUCAAAUGACCUGCGCCUGUGGCCUGAUGAAAAUGACCAGUGGGCAUCCCCAGAGAAGAGGAGCCAGGAAGCCGAGCUGAGAUGUGAAUUUUUCUCUGGGUUCGGCAAACAGGGGUGGGAGGUGGGGGAGAGGCUCAUUGUGGGUCCGGAGUACUGGGAAACUGAGGAAAACGAUGAACUGGCAGGAAGUGAACCUCACCCUGCUGCCCAGAAGGGCUGUGAUGAAACCUGGACCAAUGAGGCACAAGAACAAAGUGGCCACCAGAUGUGGGACUCAGAAGCUAAAGAUAACCAGCAGACUUCUGAACAAAUACAACAGGAGGAAAACAUUGAAAUCCUGGAAGAAAUUGACAAUUUUAGGAACACUGAACAGAGGGGAACAUCAGAUAUGGAAGUAGAGAAUGUGGAAAUCCCUGGUGAAGAGACCAUGGUGGAAGGAACGAAGAUGAUUUCCUCAUGCACAGAAGCAGCCAUGGACAUAGGGGGUCUGACAGAGACAGAGGAGAAUCAAAAUUUUAACAGCUGGCCCCAGAAUCAACACUGCAGUAUCCACAGAGAGGAGCCAACAUCAACUCCACAGGCUGACAAAGAUGUGGAGUCUAAUAUUGAGAGUAACCUUUGCCACGCAUUAAUGAAUGAAAAAACAAACAUAUCUGUCUGCAUCGUUGAGGCUCCAGCUGUUAACUUCUCCGAGCAGGAAAAUGAUGAUUCAAGCUUCAGUUCAGACGCUAACAUGCGUCCGUGGCUCCCCAAGCAGUGCACAGAUGAAAGAAUAAGCAUGACAGAAAUUGGGGAGGAUCAAAGAGACGUGCUGCUUUCAUCCAAUCACAGCGACGGAAAAGCACAGGAGGAGAUGGAUCAGUCAUACCCCGAAGCUGACAAUUUCAGCUCGGUAGACUUUCCAAGUCCUCCACCGAGUAUAGACCUUGACAUGCAAGAUGAUAAACUGGAGAGUCUGGACGACUCUUUUCCGAGCCCACCUCCGUCUGUUUUAGAGUCAGAGGACUUUAUUAGUCACAUUAAUCCAGAAGACUUUAUUGCCAGUACUGAGACAGAGUUGUAUAUUUACCCGAAUAACACCACAGCUGUCUCAGAGCCACAUCUGGAAGAAUUACCACCUACUCCAACUCAGAAUAAAGGGAUUUCAGCCAAUCUGAGCUUCCCUUCUGUGCAAAUAACGCUAACUGAUGAGUUGGACAUUGUGUCCAACAUAGAAGAUGACAAUGAUCAUGAAAAUGUUUCUGGCAAAACAUCGACCACAGUGCCCUCUGCACCUCAGGAGGCCCUGACCAACAUCCCUGAAUUGCUGAUUUCUGAGUGGAAAGAUUUGGAUGAGGAGCCGCUGGAGGAUUUUGAAAAGCUGGAACAACUGUGCUGCAUUUCUGGGGACGAGGAGGAAACUCUGGGGGAGCUUUUCAUGGGGAACUUAGAGUUUCUGGAGUCCUUGAAGAAAACCUCUGAUCAGAGGGGUUUCAGCACUGAUGGGGGUGAUGCAGGUGAAGACAUAGGUGACUCCUCAUGUCCUGAGGGCAGCAAGAUGGACCUGAAGGAGGCCUGGGCCUCUGACAGCUCUGAUGAGUUGGUGAAAUCUGAAAAAACUCAUAUCAUAGAAUCUCAAGGCAAUUUGUCUUCAUCGGAGGAGAGAAGAAAUGACAGACAGAGACAAGCCGGCCAGACAUCUGAUGCCAAGGACAAAGGAACUCUGUCCAAGAUGACAACUAAAAAUGGCCUCAUGAUGCAGGUGUGUGAGGAAAGGCUGCAGUUCUCCCUCAGUGAAAAUGUCAAAACAAACGUGCUCUGGGGGUCGGCUGUGAAAGACACUGUCACCCUCCGGCCGUGGGGGGAACAAGUCGCAGAGGGCAGCAGCGAGCUGGUCCCCACGAAAGAUGGAAGAGAGGAUGAGAGUCAAGAAGAGCAGGAAGCUUCAUCCAGUGACCAGACGCUCACAGAGAUUAACCAAACUGAAUCUGAGCCCUUCACUGUGAUUGAACAACCUGAGAUCACAGCGUCUCAGCCCACAGCAAACCUAGCAAUGAAAGCCAAGCUAGCUCGCCUUUCUCUUGUCCUUCCUCCUCUUGCUAUGACGCUUCCUCUAACCCCAAGCGGCAAAGGAGGAUUUGGGGAUGGGUCCAUCGGUAAUCGUAUCGGAAGACGGAGAGGCCUGUCUUCAGGGACCGACCCAGAUGAGGAGGAAGAGGAGGAGCCGGAGGAUGAAAGCUCCCGCAGGGUGAUUGUCGUCACGGAGACAGAUGUGGACAAACGUGUUGGACUGAGGAGUCUACUGAAAUCACCCAAGGAGCCACUGGACAGAGAGAGGGACAGAGGGAGAAAUGUGUCCUUUUUUGAUGAUGUCACAAUCUAUCUUUUUGAUCAGGAAACUCCAACGAAUGAGUUGGGCUCUUCAGCUUCUACAGGUCCAGCCUCAGUAUCUGUCAAAAGCAGCAAGUUGGACUUGCAUGGACCAAACAAAAACAAAGAAUCAAAAAGAAAAGAGGAUUUAUCAAUCAAACCAAGGUCAGCUGUGGGAGCCAGUUCAGUGACUUCAUCACGAUUCACUGUCAGUCCUGCCAACGACCCCCACUUGGUGUGAUGUUAUUUGCCAACAUGGGAACCUUUGAAGCUGAAGCCUCUUGGACUGGCCAGAGAAUUCGUCCAACAACCAGCCAUUCACCCAGAGGAUAUUUUUUUACCGAAAAGGCAACUGUAGGAAUGAGACUCCGGUUCUAAAACCUGGACACAUUCCAGGUUUUACCAGGGGAAGGAUUUUGUACGAAAGGGUUGCUGAGCUCCUGCCUGCCACUGUUUACAGAGUUUAUUUGUAGCCGUUGGCUGCAAAAGUCCUUGGAAAAAGGCAGCGUUUGCUGGGAGAAGAGGAACCUGGAGCUUUGUAAAAUCUGAGACAGAUUUGAUAGCUAUGCAGUGGGAGUCUUGCUGUGUACCAGCUUACCUUUGCUUUUUUCUGCUUCAUGCUGUGGUAUUAUUCCCCCAGGUGCAUGGGGAAUUCUCUUUCUUUAGUCAUACAUCUGUCUGUGUAUAUGCUUGGAUUCCAGUCCAGUCUUUAUUCAAGACGUUUUCCAUUGCAGUCAGUUGUUCUUGUAGGCAGCAGUUUAAAACAGAAAUUUCUUGACUCCUGUAUUUGAGAAUAUUCCUUAGCAUUUGUACAAAUAUCCUAAUACAAGUGUAUACAAUAUAAUUUUAGGGCUUUUUCUUUUAGAUGUAUUCUUAGACUGCACGAAAACUUAAGCAAACUUUUUCUUUAUACUUCAAGUUUUUUUUUUCUAUUAAUUUCUGAAUUGUAUUAUUCUAUUUACUUAUGUAAAUUAUAUAUUUAUUUGAUUCAUUGCAAUUACCAUAUAUGAGCUCAGCUGUCAUUUGUUUGGGACAGAAUGCAUCUAAGUUAAGUUAUUUUCUGUAAGAUCUUC
Molecule: messenger RNA, 9194 nt
Organism: Menidia menidia (Atlantic silverside)
Lineage: Eukaryota; Metazoa; Chordata; Actinopteri; Atheriniformes; Atherinopsidae
Source: the annotation of a GenBank genome assembly